Punica granatum (pomegranate) is the source of this 4197-nucleotide messenger RNA. The record is from RefSeq and is a predicted model, not a curated record. NCBI's taxonomy places the organism in Eukaryota, Viridiplantae, Streptophyta, Magnoliopsida, Myrtales, Lythraceae.
GAAGUCCAGAACUCCAGAUUGGCAGAGUUCUCUCUCUCUCUCUCUCCUUUCUCUGCGCGAAGAUUUCCGUUCUUCGGUAUCUCAGCUUCUCCAAUCCCCACUGCCAGAGGCUUCUUCUUCAGGGCCAAUCUGCUGCCAUCAGUGCUCAAUCCCAAGCCUCAGCUAAACAAAUCGACGGGAAAAAAGUAAAAUCCCUAGAAUCCACCGGCCACAACCUCACAAAGUGGAUACGGAUACCACCUUGGGCGGCGGAGGCGGAGGAUACUGCCAGCCGGAGGAGGGUGGAAAUCCACCCACUGGGAUUUGAGAUAUUCUUCUUCCUCCUCCUCCUUCGAGCUCAUUCGAUUCGUUGGAGGUGCUUUUCUGCUUGAAUUCCGGAUUCGCGCUCCAUUAUCAGAAUCCAAUUCGUACGCCAUUGCUGUGUCCGAGAGCAAGUUUUCUUGAGCUGGUUCUGUCCCUUGUUUUUCCAAUUCACUCCAAUAUAAUUGACUCUGUUAUGUGCUUCUGAGCCAUAACCUGCUGGAGUGAAGGUCAGAAAUGUCUAUCUUCGAUGGAUUGCCUGUUUCUCGAGAAAAGGCGUAUAUAAGGGAAGAGCUUGCAAGAAUAGAUGAGAGUUGGGCGGCCGCCAGAUUUGACUCAUUACCUCAUGUUGUUCACAUUUUGACAUCCAAAGAUCGUGAGGGUGAAAUUCAAAUAUUAAGGGAGCAGAGUGAUGUCAUUGAGGAGGUUGUCGAUGGAGUGGUCCAAUCAUAUCAUAGUGGCUUCAAUAAAGCGAUUCAGAAUUAUUCACAGAUUUUGCGAUUAUUCAGUGAGUCAGCGGAAGCUAUUGGUGUACUGAAGGUUGAUUUGGCUGAAGCAAAGAAGCAUCUUGGUGCCCGCAAUAAGCAAUUGCAUCAGCUGUGGUAUCGAUCGGUCACACUACGCCACAUCAUUGCUCUGUUAGAUCAGAUUGAGAAUAUCGCCAAGGUUCCAGGUAGAAUUGAGAAGCUGACAGCUGAAAAACAAUAUUAUGCUUCAGUGCAAUUGUACGUUCAAUCUACAUGGAUGCUUGAGCGAGAGGGUCUUCAAACGGUGGGUGCUCUUCAAGAUGUUCGAUCUGAGUUAACAAAGCUGCGAGGAGUUCUUUUCUAUAAAGUCUUGGAUGACUUGCACACACAUCUUUACAACAAUGGAGAAUACAGCUCAUCUGCCUCCAUACAUGAUAAAGAUGAGGAAAUUCCGACAACUACAGCUAUUGCUCUUUCAAGCAGUUCACACCCAGUUUCCCGAAGAACUCGGCUUCUGAAGAAUGAGAGCCAACUUGGUGGCCAGGGAUAUGUGGAUGGAUCAUUUAGGUCGGCUUCCAUUGAUGGAGGGUCAUCAUAUGAUGGUCAUGAAGAUGAUGGUGCUCUUGAACUUCAUGAUGAGGCCAGCCUGGAUGGACAUCAUGCAUCAAUCAGAGUUAAUGGGGUUGAUGGUGUGAAAAUUGUUUCUCGGCAGAUUCCGACCUGGCUUUCUCAGGCAAAUCCAGAUGAAUUUUUGGAAGCAAUCAAAAAGAGUGAUGCUCCACUUCAUGUGAAGUAUUUGCAGACAAUGGUUGAGUGUCUUUGCAUGCUUGGUAAAGUUGCAGCUGCUGGUGCAAUUAUAUGCCAAAGACUGCGGUCUACAAUUCAUGACAUUAUAAUGUCCAAGAUCAAAGCUCAUGCGGCACAAGUAAAUUCUUCGAGCCCUUCCAUUGGUCAGGCAGGCCAAAGUGCUGCUACUGGACUGCACUUGAUGAAGGGACCCUUGGAAAGCUAUCAACUCUCAAAGCAGAAGCGUCAAAAUGGAACAUUGCCGGCUGGGACUCUAUUGGCUGUGAGUCCGGUAUCUCCUGUGAUGGCUCCGGCUGGGAAAGCUCAAUCUGCAGCUAAAGAGCUUCUUGACUCUAUUCUAGAUACUAUCGUUCGGAUAUUUGAAAAUCAUGUUAUCGUUGGCGAACUUUUGGAGUCGAAAGCGGCACAUCAUAGUGACAUAAAUACCCCGAAGUCAGUGCCAGCAGAUGCAAAUUGGAAUCCUGAUUCUGAGGGAUCUCAAGUCACUGGGGGCUACAGUAUUGGCUUUUCCUUGACAGUUUUGCAGAGUGAAUGCCAACAACUCAUAUGCGAAAUUCUUCGGGCUACUCCUGAAGCUGCAUCUGCCGAUGCUGCAGUUCAAACAGCUAGACUUGCAAGCAAGGCCCCAUCCAAAGAUAAGAGGGAUGGGUCAGAAGAUGGUCUCACGUUUGCUUUCCGCUUUACAGAUGCUACUUUAUCUGUUCCCAACCAGGGUUCUGAUCUUAUUCGGCAAGGAUGGAAUAGGAGGAGCUCCAAUGUGUUACAAGAAGGGUAUGGAUCUGCCGCUGUGCUGCCUGAGCAAGGAAUAUAUUUAACAGCAUCAGUGUAUCGACCUGUUCUUCAGUUUACAGAUAAGGUUGCAUCUAUGCUGCCACAAAAGUAUUCUCAGCUGGGGAACGAUGGAUUGCUGUCUUUUGUGGAGAACUUUGUCAAGGACCAUUUCCUUCCAACCAUGUUUGUAGAUUACCGAAAAGGUGUACAGCAAGCUAUAUCAAGUCCAGCUGCAUUUCGACCACGGGCGCAUGCUGCUGCUACGUAUACUCCAUUAAUUGAGAAGGGUCGACCUGUACUACAGGGGCUUCUUGCAAUAGACUUUCUAGCAAGAGAAGUAAUUGGCUGGGCACAGGCUAUGCCUAAAUUUGCUGGUGAGCUUGUGAAGUAUGUUCAAACUUUUCUUGAGCGAACAUAUGAAAGAUGCCGGACUUCAUACAUGGAGGCUGUUCUAGAGAAGCAGAGCUACAUGCUUAUUGGAAGACAUGACAUUGAGAAGCUGAUGCGACUAGAUCCCUCGAGUGCUUGCUUGCCAGAUUCACUUGAUCGGUCAAGUAUGAAUAAUAAUACUGGUGAUGCUGAAACUGCUGAAAUUGAAUUGGAACUAAGUGACAUAUUAUUGAGCUUGCGGCCAAUUAAGCAGGAAAAUUUAAUUCGUGAUGAUAACAAACUCAUAUUACUAGCGUCCCUGAGUGAUUCAUUGAAAUAUGUCGCAGAUUCCAUUGAAAGGCUGGGGCAAACAGCUGUAAGAUCAUCGAAUCAAGUGGAAGAGGAAGGAAAGAAUAGGAGACAGCCGCAUUCACGAACAGGCAGUGCACUUUGCAGGGAGCUGGCAUCAUUCGCAGAUGAAUAUAGGAAACUUGCAGUUGAUUGCCUGAAAGUGUUGCGCAUUGAGAUGCAGCUGGAAACUAUUUUUCAUAUGCAGGAAAUGAAUAGUAGGGAAUACGUGGAUGACCAAGAUGCAGAAGAGCCAGAUGACUUCAUAAUUUCACUAACUGCACAGAUUACACGUCGGGAUGAGGAAAUGGCGCCUUUUGUUGCAGCGGCCAAGAGAAAUUACAUAUUUGGUGGAAUUUGUAGCAUUGCUGCAAAUGCGUCUAUCAAGGCUUUAGCUGAUAUGAAAUCAAUCAACCUUUUUGGGGUUCAGCAGAUUUGUCGGAAUACUAUUGCUCUGGAGCAGGCUCUUGCAGGUAUUCCAUCUAUUGAUAGUGAAUCCGUGCAACAGAGAUUAGAUCGUGUCAGGACAUAUUAUGAGCUUCUUAAUAUGCCGUUUGAGGCACUCCUCGCUUUCUUAACAGAGCACGAACAUUUCUUUACGUCUGCGGAGUACUCGAAUCUUCUGAAGGUCCAGGUCCCAGGAAGAGAGAUCCCUUUCGACGCACAAGAUCGGGUGUCCGACAUAUUAUCUGCAUAGCCAUUACAUUCAGAACUCUUAAGAACGCCAAAGAAGUGGCGCUUUCAGGUAUCGAAGUUUUCCUGAUCCCUAAUAUAUCUGGGCGCCCAGGAACAGUCCCCAUGUACAAAGCUCUCAUCUUAUUAGUAGGAAUCCACUCUCGUCUCCACCUUGCUGUGGUAAAUUUUGUCCCUUGUUCUGUCGCUUUGGUUUCUCAUUGUUUGUGGCAUGCCAUCGGUUCUCGUCCACUCUCGGCAUUUCGCAUUCUCUGAGCUUCGGUUAUUUGCUGUGUAAUAUGUGUUCCGUUUUACCUGUUUUUAUUCGGAGGCAGCGUAGUGUGAUGAUGGUUGAUUCUUGUUAUUGCUUGAUGAGGACACUGACCGAGUAUGGUGUAAAAUCAUGUUAUUAUUGAUUAUUGAUUUUGUAAUUAUUUCUAUAUAAAUAUCCGUCCCUCAAUCA